Molecule: messenger RNA, 2181 nt
Organism: Artibeus jamaicensis (Jamaican fruit-eating bat)
Lineage: Eukaryota; Metazoa; Chordata; Mammalia; Chiroptera; Phyllostomidae
Gene: PIP5KL1
Product: phosphatidylinositol-4-phosphate 5-kinase like 1
Exons: 11
Coding region: 1-1224 (407 amino acids)
Biological process (GO): phosphatidylinositol metabolic process
Molecular function (GO): phosphatidylinositol kinase activity
Source: RefSeq, a predicted model, not a curated record
AUGCGGUCAGAGCCCGAGAAGCUGCUUUGGGGCGCCAUGGCCGCGCCGAGCCCGGGGCCCCGCGAGGUCCUGGCCCUGUCCCCAGAGGCUGGACACAAAGCAACUACCUCAAGGUCCGGCCGCCGUGGCCUUCUCUGGCGUCUCCGAGACAAGCAGCUGCGCCUAGGCCUGUUUGAGAUCAGCCCGGGGCAUGAGCUGCACCGGCUGACAUGCAUGAUGCAGGCGGGGCUGUGGGCUGCCACCCAGGUCUCUGUGGAUCACCCAUGUGGGGGGCUGCCCACUGAAGAGGAUUUCUCCGAGGUCCUGACCCAGGUUCACGAGGGCUUCGAGCUGGGCACCCUGGCUGGCCCGGCCUUCGCCUGGCUGCGCCACUCCCUAGGCCUGGCCGAGGAGGACUACCAGGCCGCCCUGGGGCCCGGCAGCCCCUAUCUGCAGUUCCUGAGCACCUCCAAGAGCAAGGCCAGCUUCUUCCUGUCCCAUGACCAGCGCUUCUUCCUGAAGACCCUGCGGCCCAGGGAGGUGCGGGUGCUGCUCUCCCACCUGCCCCGUUACUUGCAGCAUCUGCGGCGGCACCCGCACUCGCUGCUGGCGCGGUUGCUGGGAGUGCACAGUCUGCGCAUGACCCGGGGCAAGAAGAAAUACUUCAUCAUCAUGCAGAGUGUCUUCUAUCCAGCUGGCCGCAUCUCCGAGAGGUAUGACAUCAAGGGCUGCCAGGUGAGCCGAUGGGUGGAGCCGGCGCCUGAGAGCAGCCCCCUUGUCUUGGUGCUGAAGGACCUCAACUUUCAGGGCAAGACCAUCAACCUGGGGCCCCAGCGGAGCUGGCUGCUCCGGCAGAUGGAACUAGACACCGCCUUCCUCCGGGAGCUCAAUGUGCUGGAUUACAGCCUCCUGCUGGCCUUCCAGCAUCUCCAGGAGGAUGAGAGGGGGCCAGGUAGCCUCCUGUUCCGCACGGCCAGGUCUGUACAAGGGGUACAGAGCCCGGAUGAGCCCGGAGCUCAGAACCGCCGGCUGCUGCCCGAUGCCCCCAACGCCCUUCACAUCUUGGACGGCCCGGAGCAACGCUAUUUCCUGGGUCUCGUGGACCUCACCACCGUCUACGGGCUUCGCAAGCGGCUGGAGCACCUGUGGAAGACGCUGCGCUACCCCCACCGCACCUUCUCCACCGUCAGCCCGGCUGUCUACGCCCGGCGCCUCUGCCAGUGGGUGGAGGCGCACACUGAGUGAUCAGCGUCUGGCCGCGCGCUCCUCGUCUGGACAAAGGGUGCACCUUUGGAACGCCUGUUCCAACUUGGUCGGGGCAACGGAUCGGGCUCCCCUCACCUGCUGUUCCUCCAGCUGGCCUCCAGAGGGCAGAAUUCCCUAACUAAUAAGACACAACCUCGUCUGAGGGUGAUGCUGUGCCUGGCAUUGUGCCAGGGACUCCCCACAUUAGCUGAUUCAAUCUUCAAAAAAAAGUGCUGUUAUUCUCUUUUUACAGACCACGAACUGGAGGCUCAUGGGGUGAAGGGACUGAGCGAGAUGACUUAGCAAUAAAUGCCGGAACAAGGACUCAACUAUGCCUUUUGGACUCAGGAGCCCUAUUCUCACUCAUCCAUCAGCUCCUGCAGCCCUGUCCUCAUGCUGUGGGAAAGGGGGGAGGCCUAAGGCUCCAGCUCAGGCUUUUUGUCGUCCAGAUGGGGAAACUGAGGCCCAGAGACUUUAAGGGGGCUUAUGCACGGGAAACUGCAGCCUGGCCUCUGACAUCCGUCCAGUCUGACCGUGCCCAAGCCAGCCUUUCCUCUGGCGCUGCUCUGAGGGCCUGCUGUGUGACCGGGGCAAGGUGCUAAACCUCUCUGUGCCUCAGUGGUCUAAUCUGUAAGAUGGAAGGAUGAAAAUGGACCUCCCAAACUCAUUUAUUGAGCACCUGCUAUGGUUUUGGGGGACCUAGGGGUGGAGCAAGAGGCCCAGAUUUCACCUCUGAAGAACUCAGUGUGGAGCAUGGCAGCGGUGAGGAAAGCAGCCUGAUGCAACAAAGCCUUGUGAAGGAGCACAGGGCCAUGAAGCUCAGGGCAGGGGCCCCUCCCAAGUACAGGAUGGGCGGGUGGUUUCUAAUCCCUAAACUGAGAGCAGAAGGGUUGGGUGCAGCCCUGGGAAGGUCCCAGGCUAAGGGCACAGCAAAGGGUUGAGGUCGAGAGAGGAUGG